Molecule: messenger RNA, 1147 nt
Organism: Emiliania huxleyi CCMP1516
Lineage: Eukaryota; Haptophyta; Isochrysidales; Noelaerhabdaceae
Exons: 4
Coding region: 1-924 (307 amino acids)
Biological process (GO): rRNA processing; ribosomal large subunit assembly
Cellular component (GO): nucleolus
Molecular function (GO): rRNA binding
Source: RefSeq, a predicted model, not a curated record
AUGGCGAAGGCCAAGAAGCCGGCUCGCGCCGCCCCGCCCGCUGCGGAGGGCAAGGCGCCCGCGGCGGCCGCCUCCUCGGCCGAGCCCUCCGCCUACCCGGCCGUGCUUCGCCGCUCGACGCACACGCGCAAGAAGGUGCUCGUCCUCUGCUCUCGCGGCGUGACCACCACCUUCAUCGAGCUGAUGGAGGACGUGCUCAAGCUGCUGCCGCACGCCAAGAAGGACCCCAAGUUCGACAAGCGCGAAGCGCUCUCCUCCAUCAACGAGAUUGCCGACCUUGGCGGCUGCCGCUUUGCCGUCUACUUUGAGGCGCGCAAGAUGCGCGACCUGUUCCUGUGGGCGGCGGCCGUGGGCGGCGAGGGGCCUUCGGUGAAGUUCCUCGUCCAGCAGGUCAAGCCGAGCUCCGACCUCCGUCUGACGGGCAACUGCUUGCUCGGCUCGCGGCCGGUCGUGUCGUUUGACCCGUCCUUUGCCGGCUCGGCGCACGGCGCACUGCUCAAGGAGCUGCUAGGGCAGAUCUUCUCGACGCCAAAGGGGCACCCUCGCUCGAAGCCCUUCCACGACCACGUGCUCCACUUCUCCCUCCUCGGCGGCAAGAUUGUCGUCCGCCACUACCAGGUGGUCCUGCCGCCGCUCGACGCCGCCAAGGGAAGCGAGGACUCGCUGGUCGAGAUCGGGCCGCGCUUCUCGCUGCUGCCGGUCAAGAUCUUCGGCCGCUCCUCCGGCGGGGGCUCGUUUGGCGGCGAGACGCUCUACGCCAACGAGAAGUACGUCUCCCCCAAUGAGGCGCGCUCCGCGCUCAAGCGCAAGGCGUCUCGGGCGACGCGCGGCGUCGUCGCGCAAAAAGAGAAGCGGCGCGCGCGCAUCAACGAGGAGGGGGGGGCCAAUCUGCCGCAGGACGAGUUGCACGACGCGUUUGACUAGCCUCGGUAGACUGCCUCGGGCGAUCUUCGCGGGAGGAUCUCGCCGAGCCGUGAUGGCGUGGCGACGGGCGUCGUCCAGCCGCCCCUAGGGCCCCCUACAGUGCGAGGCGUGGCGAUAGAAAUCGGGUCCUCGGCAUCCAGCAGCCGAUUUCUGUUUCGGCGAGGGAAAUCGGGCAACCAGCAGCCGCUUUCUAUAUACUAUAAGCGAUUUCUGCCAAAAUUUU